AUGGCGCAGGCCGAUGCCGCCGCCUUCUUCCGCGACGCUCCCCCGCGCGUCGUCAUCGAGAUCAUCCGCCGCCUGCCUGCGAGGUCGGUCCUGCGCCUCCGCUCGGUCUGCAAGGUCCUGCGCGACGUCACGUCCUACCAGCCCCUCCUCGCCGCCGUCCACCUGCUCCACCUGCCGCAGCCGCUCAUCUGCUUCGGCCGCGACGCCUUCCCCGACCGCUCAAUCCGGUUCAGGGACUACUGCGUCGAGGCCCUCCACCUCCGCUCCGACAUGCUACGCCCCGUCCUUCGGUUCACCGACAGCGAGUACUACGACUUCAUCGACAACAUCCUCACGGUCCACGGCUCCAUCGACGGCCUCCUCCUGCUCUCCUUCAUCAACAUCUGGUACAUCUGCAACCCCGCGACGCGCCAGUGGGUCGCCCUCCCGGACCUCAGCAACUGCACCGUGAUUGGGCUCUACGCGCACGUCUCCUCCGGCGAGUACCGUAUGCUGGUCCACACAGGCCAAGAUGAUGGGGCGACCUGGACUCGCUACUACGUUCUCAGGGUCGGCGCUGAGGAGGCCAGGGGCAUCGGGCGCCCCAUCCCGCCGCCGGCGACCUUGCACGUGGGGUCGUUGAGCAUCGGGCUGGAUCCUGUCUCGCUCUCGCCGCCCGUUCAGCUCCGCUGCAACUUGCACUGGCCGCCGCAGGAGCGCCAAGGGUACCACAUGCUGGUGUUCGACACGGAGGCCGAGGUGUUCAGCUGGAUGAGCUCUCCCAACCCCAUCAGAGAAGGGAGCACGCAGCUGCUUGAAAUGGAUCGCAAGCUCGCCAUGUCCGUCUCCAAGGUCGGCAGGCCAACGCUAGAGCUCUGGCGUCUAGAGGAUUACCGCAACGAGAUUUGGGUCCAGAUAUACCGGAUCAGAAUCCCAGUGAUGGAAAUACCUGAUCUGCAUUAUAUAGACUGGUUUCCACAUGUUGUCUCACCGCAAGGGGAUGUGCUGAUCGAGUGCUCGAACAAGCUGCUAUUGCACUGUGACAGGAAUGGGAAUUUGCUUCGGAAGUUUCAGUUCCGUGAGGAGGCACCGGUGGUUAGGCAUGCCCUGAAGGAGACCCUUCUUCCUCAUGCUAUCUUUCGGGAGCCCAAGAUUGCCGAUGGUGAUGUUGAACCGCCAUUCUUCGAGGGGCUCUAG
Molecule: messenger RNA, 1176 nt
Organism: Panicum hallii
Lineage: Eukaryota; Viridiplantae; Streptophyta; Magnoliopsida; Poales; Poaceae
Product: F-box protein At5g49610-like
Exons: 2
Coding region: 1-1176 (391 amino acids)
Molecular function (GO): protein binding
Source: RefSeq, a predicted model, not a curated record